AUGUCUAAUCCUCCGCGAGAGAGUCGUCCUCGCAGGGCGAGAAAGAACCGACUGCAACCUCAAACCGGCUCUGGCUGUCGGAGGAGUGGACGAUUGCAAAAGAAGCCUCCAGUUUCCUACGCACAGAAUGCGCAGCCAAACCGCACAAAACGAACGCACUCUGUCGAACCGAUAGUGAAAUCUUCGACACCCCCGCCAUCUAUUCAUAGCCUGACGGAGGAGAACCUUCGACUAUUGAAUGAGCAGGAGAUGUCCAAGAGGAAAAAGACGGGCGAAGAGACCAUGACCAACACGAAGCGAACCAUGACCAGAAGCAAGUCAGCACCUAGCACUAAUGGGGGCUAUCGAAUCCACCGUCUCAAGGCCGUUAACAUCUUAUUCGAUGGCACAAUUCCUGAGCACUUACAAGCUGCGAUCGACGACAUUGUGAGAGUAAAGGCUCCGUCGGAGGAGCGCCGAGCCGUGAUCCGCAACGCUGCUGAACGAUUCUACCAUUCUUGUCGAGGUAUCAGUAAUGAUAGAAGUAUGGAAGGCGAUUUUGUCGGUGUGUGUCGUGAUGCGCUUCGAGAUUUGCUGAGACCGGGUAUCUUUAUUCGACAAGAGGCCCAUUGGCGAUGCGAAUUCAAGCCAGGUAUAUCAGAGGGCAACCCGAUCUUCCGAGUUGACGAAGGGACCCCUGCAAUCAAAACACCCUGUCCGGAUAUCACAGUAGGUAUUGGCGAAGAGACGUUCUUGGAGACUCUGUCCUCACCGGGGCUCGGGCUCUCCAAAACUCAGGCCCGGAACUUUGUUCGAAGACUUGAGACAGAAUAUGACUCUGUAGGCCCGGAUGGAGAAAGGCUAGGCCUAACAAUCCUGGGAAGUGGCCGCGUCUUCUUUCCUAUUGUGACAGUUGAGGCAAAGGCUUAUCUAACCGGAAAGCAAGUCUCGGAAGCACAAAAUGAGGCCGCGGUUUCGGGAGCGAGUGCCCUAAAUUUCCAGCUUCGUCUCACGGAGAUGGCGAAGAGCUCAGCCGCGGAGUUUGACGAUAAACAAUAUAAAUGCCCACUCUUCUUUUCCAUCUGCACCGAAGGACCAUACCACGAACUGUGGGUUCACUACACCUUUGUCGAGGAAGGUCAGCGUAUGUUCGACAUGAAGCUGGUCAAGAUCUGCAACGUGAUGCUGAAGGAGACCGUCGAAGACUUCUUCUUCGCGGUAGAUGGUGUCUUGAGCUGGGGUGCCGGCGCCUUUCGACAAUCGGUGGUAGACCGGAUGCGAUUGGUGGCCAUCAAGAAGACAUUGGACAAAGGCGGCGAAACGAACCCAGCGAGUUGA
Molecule: messenger RNA, 1317 nt
Organism: Exophiala spinifera
Lineage: Eukaryota; Fungi; Ascomycota; Eurotiomycetes; Chaetothyriales; Herpotrichiellaceae
Exons: 1
Coding region: 1-1317 (438 amino acids)
Source: RefSeq, a predicted model, not a curated record